CUUAUCAGUGCGACUGGGGCUAUCGCGCGACCCCCGACAUGAGAAGAGCGUGGCCCUAGCGCAGUGAUAACACGGCGUCUCGUGCACUAGUCCGCGACGCUCAGGCCCCAUGGAAGGAGGACAGGACAGGAGCAGGAGUGCACUGCACCAGCUUGCCGUGAUCCUCGUGGCUGCCGUCAGCACAGUGGCCUCGGGGAUGAGCCUGGGGUUCUCCGCCAUCGCCCUGCCGGAACUACUGAGGGCGGACAGCCCCGACCACCUGGACAUCGACGAGGCGUCCUGGUUCGCUAGCGUCGCGUCCAUCGCCACGCCGCUGGGAUGUUUGCUGUGCGGCCCGCUGCUGGACCGGUUCGGGCGUCGCGUCGCUCUGCUCGCCCUCAACGUGCCCUUCACCCUCGGGUGGCUGACUCUGGCAUUCACGCCCAGUCCCGUGUCUACACCCGUGCUCUACCUGGGCAGAAUUCUCACCGGUCUGGGUACAGGCAUGGCCAGCAUCCCCGCCUGCGUCUACAUCGCCGAGGUGUCCGACCAAUCGCUGCGCGGCAUGCUGGUCACGUGGCCAUCCAUUGGCAUCUCAGCCGGGAUCCUAGUGGUGUACAUCUUGGGUGCCUUCCUUAAGGACAACUGGCGCCUCGUGGCAGGACUUAGUGCGGCCUUCCCGAUCCUGACCGCUGUUUCGACACUGGUGCUGCUGCCAGAGAGUCCUCUGUGGCUGCUGUCCAAGGGCCGUGACAGGGACACGGAGCUGAGGGCCGUGCCAGGCCCUCAGGAGGCUCUGCAGGCUGGCAGACAGCUCGGGAAGCUACGUGCCUUGACUCUCCCACAGGCCUGGAAACCGCUCUUCGUUCUGAACGGAUACUUCUUCUUCCAGCAGUUCUCGGGCAUCUACGUCGUGGUCUACUACGCGGUGGACAUCAUCCUGCAGGCAGGGGUGUCCAUGGACGAGUACGUGGUGACGGUGCUGCUAGGGGUGGUACAACUCGUGGCGGGUAUCGGCGUUAGCUUCGCACUCACCAGGUGUGGGCGUCGGCCGAUGUCGCUGCUGUCGGGGGUCGGCAUGACUGUCUGCAUGAUGGGCCUGGCCGUGUACCUGCAGCUGGUACCCAACGGCUCGCAGGCUGCCCUCAGCAACCGCGAGCUGUCCAGCAUACCGCUCGGGCUCCUGCUCGCCUACGUGGUGGCUGGGGCCAUAGGCUUCCACACGUUGCCGUGGGCGAUGUUGGGCGAGAUGUAUCCUCCUCUGGUGAAGGGGCUGGCGGGCGGGCUGACUACCUGCCUGGCGUACCUCUUCAGCUUCGCCGCCCUCAAGAUAUAUCCGUACCUGCUGAUGCUGUUAGGAGGUGACGCCGUCAACCCCAAGACAUCGACGUCGGAGGGUGUGUUCUACUUCUACGGCGUGACGUCCCUCCUCGCGACGGCGUUCGUGUUGCUCUUCCUGACGGAGACGCACCGCAAGUCCCUGCAGCAGAUCGAGCAGGAGUUCCUCGAGCGGCCGCUCACCAGGAGCGUGGCGCUGUGGUGCGGGGACUACGGGACGAGUGCAGAACUUUGUCGGAACUGAAACCUGGUCGCAAUGGUCUGGUGAGAGGGUACCGCCGUUUCGGGAGAACAUGCUGCCUCCAUCUCGAGGAUACCUACCUACCAAACUAUACGGUGCCGUAGCUGAGGCGGUCGGCCGUCUGGUUCUAACCGCGGAGGCCCCAGCUUGAUCCCUGGUCAGGUGGAAACUGUGAGGGACUAAGCAGCAUGUGUUGAGCUCUCUUUUCAUUCCACCAGCUGCUUCACAGGCAUACACAUCCAACACUGCAUAGUCUGGACACUCACAGCAGCGAUAAAUAAGCAACUUAAAAUAAAUGCAAGUGACAAGCCUCUCAGUCUUGAGGUUCUGAUACUUUGGGG
This is a messenger RNA of Cryptotermes secundus, 1899 nucleotides long. RefSeq names its product facilitated trehalose transporter Tret1-2 homolog. The transcript is spliced from 6 exons. The record is from RefSeq and is a predicted model, not a curated record. Gene Ontology annotation, cellular component: membrane. Lineage: Eukaryota; Metazoa; Arthropoda; Insecta; Blattodea; Kalotermitidae. Bases 110 to 1561 code for a protein of 483 amino acids. Gene Ontology annotation, biological process: transmembrane transport. Gene Ontology annotation, molecular function: transmembrane transporter activity.